Molecule: messenger RNA, 1272 nt
Organism: Exophiala viscosa
Lineage: Eukaryota; Fungi; Ascomycota; Eurotiomycetes; Chaetothyriales; Herpotrichiellaceae
Product: kinase-like domain-containing protein
Exons: 4
Coding region: 220-1272 (350 amino acids)
Biological process (GO): protein phosphorylation
Molecular function (GO): protein kinase activity; ATP binding
Source: RefSeq, a predicted model, not a curated record
CAUCAGGUAGUUGUUAAUCAAGUCCCCCGGAAACUCAAGCCCGUCCCGGGUGCCACAGUGUGCAAAUGAUUUACCCACGGCAAACACCAGACUCCAGCUUCGAGGACCCUUUGAGAUGUGCCACGGCUGCUUGGAAUUAUUCUCUGGGCUUCAUGUUUCUUUCCCAAGGACAUAGCUAGCUGUGUACACCCCAUACCCUGUCAUCAUUCAGCUUUCACCAUGGCCGGAACUGUUCGACAGCCUCUGGAUGUUCAAGCAUUAGAAACCUACCUUGCUAAACAUGUCCAUGAUAUUAAGAGGCCCAUCAAACUCAAAAAGUUUGGCUUUGGAGAAUCGAAUCCAACAUAUCUACUCACAGGCAGUGAUGACCGAAGAUAUGUACUCCGCAAACGACCACCGGGGGCGUUACUCUCUCCCACGGCACACAGGGUCGAUCGAGAGUACCGGAUUCUUCGUGCUCUAGAGCACACUGACGUGCCGGCGCCAAAGGCCUACCACUAUUGCGCGGACGAGACUGUGACAGGUACCGCUUUCUACGUCAUGGAGUUUCUAGAUGGCAGGAUAUACUCCCACCCUUCUCUUCCAGGCCUUGAGCCUGCGGAGAGGACAGCCAUGUGGCGCUCAGCUGUGGAGGCGUUGGCCAGGCUUCACCUUGUAGACUUCACCCCCAUAGGCCUACAGACCCUGGGCAAGUCUGGCGGCUUCUACGACCGCCAAAUCAAGACAUUCACCAAUCUUUCAGCAUCACAAGCAAUGGCAGUCGACAAGGCCACCGGCAUUCCUAUUGGCGCCGUACCUCAUUUGAGGGAAAUGAUCACGUUCUUUGCAGACCCCUCCCGCCAGCCUCAAGAUAGGUCUACUCUGAUACACGGAGACUAUAAGAUCGACAACAUAGUCUUCCAUAGAACCGAGCCCCGAGUCAUCGGAAUCUUGGAUUGGGAAAUGGCAACGAUCGGACAUCCUCUGUCGGACUUUGGCAAUCUAACCCAACCUUAUUGGUAUUUCCAUAUGACAGGAUGGGACCCGAGUGACGAGAUUUGUUGGGGUGAUGCGUUUGGUGCUUUCAGGCUAGCGGUGGUCAUGCAAGGUAUUGCGGCAAGACAUGCGCUGGGUCAAUCGGGAAGUGCGAAGGCACAAGCAUAUGGCUCUCAGAGAGAUCAAACCGCCUUCUGGGCAUAUUCCCUGGUGAAGGAUCUGAUGGAGCAUAUGGAGAAGGACGGACGUCCCACGUCUCAGGAUCAAAGACUGACGGUAACUCAGGCAAAGCUCUGA